Limulus polyphemus (Atlantic horseshoe crab) is the source of this 1026-nucleotide messenger RNA. RefSeq lists its product as uncharacterized. The coding region runs from base 1 to 1026 and encodes 341 amino acids. Lineage: Eukaryota; Metazoa; Arthropoda; Merostomata; Xiphosura; Limulidae. The record is from RefSeq and is a predicted model, not a curated record. Gene Ontology annotation, molecular function: protein dimerization activity. The transcript is spliced from 4 exons.
AUGACCAAUAUACAUCGGUUUGUAGACAUACCUUCAGACGCUGAUGAUUGCAACCUAGAGCCUCGCGUCAAAGAACAUUUUGUAGGAUUUGGCAUUCUUCACCAUUCUUCAUCAGUUACAGGGGAUGCCAUUACUGGUCGAAAACAUGUGUGGUCAACUUCGACACGCCGCUGGGAGGUUCUGAAACGACAUGUCCCAAAUCUGACAGUGAAACCAUUAAGUGAUACAAGAUGGGAAAACCAUAUUAGUUCUUUGAAAGCUCUUCGCUAUCAGCUUGGCAGUAUAUUUGAUGCCUUAAUUGAAAUCUCUGGCAAUUCUUCACGGGUUGAGGCACGCGGACAUUUCAAGUUCAACGUUUUCCUCGUUGUUUGGAAUGACGAAGAAUAUGUAAAAGCGAUAGUAAAUGUAAAGGAACUUGAGGAGGAGUUGGACAUAUCAGCAGAAUUUGAAUCAGAGCUAGUCCAUAUUAGGAGAAGGAAGAAACAGAUCACAUACGAGGGAGAUGAUGAACCAAUUCAGAAUCCCAAGCAAAAGCUGAAGUGCAUCCCCACGAGACAUUCUGACAGACAGUGUUCCAAAUGUAGUUAUUGUAGUGUCUCCCCACAAGAUAUUCUGACAGACAGUGUUCCAAAUGUAGUUAUUGUAGUGUCUUCCCCACAAGAUAUUCUGACAGACAGUGUUCCAAAUGUAGUUAUUGUAGUGUCUCCCCCACAAGAUAUUCUGACAGACAGUGUUCCAAAUGUAGUUAUUGUAGUGUCUCCCCCACAAGAUAUUCUGACCGACAGUGUUCCAAAUGUACUUAUUGCUUUACGUAUUCUCUUGACACUCCCUGUAUCUGUGGCCAGUGGUUGGAAAAGUUUUUCCAAACUAAAACUAAUAAAAACGUAUUUACGCUCAACCAUGACGCAAGAAAGACUUGUUGGGCUUUCAACUCUGUCAAUAGAACAUGAAAUGGCUGAGAAAUUGGACUUGAAACAACUUGUUCGAACAUCUGCCAGAAAAAAAGCACGAAAAGUAAAAUUUUGA